Chroicocephalus ridibundus (black-headed gull) is the source of this 3370-nucleotide messenger RNA. RefSeq names its product chromosome 6 C10orf90 homolog (gene C6H10orf90). Gene Ontology annotation, molecular function: microtubule binding. The record is from RefSeq and is a predicted model, not a curated record. The coding region runs from base 571 to 2487 and encodes 638 amino acids. Lineage: Eukaryota; Metazoa; Chordata; Aves; Charadriiformes; Laridae. The transcript has 9 exons.
GUGGGACGAUGGAGCAGCACCACAAACAGGGGAUGAAACACGGGCUGGACGAUGCUCUCGGGGCUUGGGAGGGCAGUGUAAUGCCAGGGACGAGGAUCUGCAUGCCAAAAUAUCCCUCCGGAGCUUUAGAUACAGCAGGCUUGAAAACUUUAUCUCAGGGUUUGAAAGUAAUUGGGGGGGGGGAGGUUAAGUGAGCGCGUUUAACGGCAGCUCCAAAAAGCUUUCAGCACCUGAACUGAAAACAAAGAGGGGUCUGUUCCUCUGCCCGGCGUCCCCGCAGCACCAGCAUUCCCUCUAGCAUGAAGGAUUCGGGAAAUUCAGCCGCAUCUGCUGCCAGGGAGAGUCUUCAAGCCAUGCUGGUUGUGUGCUCAAGGAACACCGGGUACGAUCCUCGCAUACAGAGUCUGAAGACGUUCAUGUGGAGUGACACAGAAGCGGUGGGGCACUGAUGGUCAGAGGACAUGCACCGGCCUUCAGCGGGAGACCGCUGCGGAGAGAAAAUCAAGCUUUACCAAGGAAUCUCUGUCAUCAGAAAAUACAAAAUUGAUUUCACCGAUACUUAUUUCGCAGAUGAUUGAUGAGGAUAAAUCAAAAGAAAAUCGGCCCGCUUUGCCUAUGCAGUCCACGAUCCCCCAGCCCAGUGCUUAUCACACCAAGCAAUCUUUGGCUAACCGUGGCUCAGUGAACAUUAGUAGAGCAUUUACGGUUCUUCCCAGCAGAUUAGAAAUUCAAGCUUCUUUAGAUGACGCCACAUCUCCAUCGGACUCUCCCAUCACAGAAGGAAAACAGUGUCAAAACCAGCAGAAAGGGUUUGCCUCCAUAACUGUUACAGCCAGGCGUGUUGCUGCAGGCUCUGGUGACCCAGCACGUGGAGCUGGGGCUGUGCAAGAGCCCAACGCCGUGUCAACCACCUCCAGCAAAAUCCCUGCUGCCCUCCAACGCUGGCUUCCGCCCGGCCUUCCAAACCAAAAUGUCUCUCCAUUAAAGAUUUCUGAACCUUGCUCACAAUUAGGUGAAGAGUCACGAAAGUGGAUUUUUGACCCUGGCGACAAGGAGAAUGGCGUGGAUCUUCAAAGCAGGGAUGGGAGAAAGAAAGUACCACCUUCAUUCGUCUCAUGUGUCCACCUUCAGGUUUCUCAGCAGUGUCCAAAUACCAUCUAUUAUUUAGACAAGUCGCUCAAUGUGUGCUUUGACCAACCUCGGAUUAAAUGCCAAAAAAUUCACCGAUCAGUGUUGUCCUUCAAUAUAAAUUGCAGUUCGUCUAGAUUAACAGCAGAUGGAGUAGAUGGCAUAGCUAAUGGAGAGCCAAUAGAGGAGAUACUUAAGACAAAGCUCCUAGGAGAAAACAAGACUCCACUCAGAUCAAACUGGAGUGCAGACUUAACAGAAAAGAAUGUAAUUAAUAGAGAGACAACAAAUGAAGGCUAUUUGGGUAGUACAUACCCUUUACAAAGUGUCUUUGUCUCUGAACUUCCAGCAUUUGUGGAUAUACCCAGAGGACCUAAUAACGUAGUAACAACAAAGGAAGAGGACGAUAAGCAAUCUGGCAGCUCUCAUGCUACAUUUUCUCUCCAGCUUCCUAAUUCAAGGGAUGAGGCAGGAACACAAAUGCUGUCAGGAAGCAAGAAGCAGCAAUGCACCGCGGGCAGGAGCAGCGCGACAGCGUCUGGCUCCAUUCCAGAUACAGCUCACAGAAAGGCAAUUGCUGCGGCUACUGACGGCCCAUCGGAAAAGAGAGACCCCUCCGAGGGCACCUCCAAAUCCAAAGAGAUCCAAGCGCGGGGCGUCCUGAAGCCAAAAAACUCUGUCUCCCGCAGUAUGUGCAAUAUAAAAGCUUCGUCAAGAAUCCUCUGGGAAGAAAACGUUCACAGGCAAAACCAGCUCCUAAAAAGUGAUUAUGAAUUCUGUGGUUCAAGUGACAAAAGAAAGGAGCGCAAGGAGGAGGGCGAGCGGGAGGGAGCCAGCAGGGUAACACUAUCCGCCGCUCGCUCGCCAGAUGUUGCUCGUGAGAAAAACGACGCGCUCACCCGGCCAGAAACCGGCUCCCAGGCCGAGAAAACGCCACCAGCCCCAUGGACGCUGCGGGAAGCACUAGAAAUCCAUAAGCCUCAGUUCAUCUCUCGUUCCCAAGAAAGGCUGAAGAGGCUUGAGCACAUGGUCCAGCUGAGGAAAGCCCAGCAGAGCGAUGCUCCUGCAGGCAACCAAGGAGCCCUCGUUCGCAAGCUUUCCUCAACAUCCACUUCAAGCAAAAAAAAGCAAUACACCAUUCCUCACCCUCUCAGUGAUAACCUCUUCAAACCAAAGGAAAGAUUCAUUCCAGAGAAGGAGAUGCAUAUGAGAUCAAAAAGGAUUUAUGACAAUUUACCAGAAGUAAAAAAGAAACAAGAAGAAAAACAGAAACGGAUUAUCAUCCAGAGUAACAGACUGCGUGUUGAGAUCUUUAAAAAGCAAUUACUGGACCAGCUCCUUCAAAGAAACACGGAAUGACAAAGGAUUCUCUUGCCCACCAUCCUAACUGGAUCUUGAAUGCCUUUGACUGCUAUAUUAGCCAUAAAAUUUACUGUUAUCUCAAUUACUUGGAGGUACUUUUCUUAUCUUUGGCUCUUUAUAUAAAGAAAGAUCAUAUAUAUUUCAAAUGAAAUUUUAGGGCAACUUUCGAGUCAUCAAAAACAGUCUAAAAGGGACGCAGCUGUUUCAGAGCAUCACCUUUUGGUCAGUUUACCCAGAGGAAAUAAUUUUAAGAAUUUUUAAUGCAAAUACUGAAUUACAGUGGUAUUAUUUAUCUUAGUCUUUUAAAAAGUAUACGUCUCUGUAGCAAUAGAACUGGGUUUAUAAGAUCUGGAAAACUUAUUUCUCUGAAGUAUUCUAUUAAUUGAUUUCCUGUGAGUUAAAUCCUUGAAGUAAAGAAAAAUGAAUAUCAUUAUUUGUUAUGUUUAGAAACUAGCUGAAAUAGCAUUACCACGUAAUCAUAGCAGCAGCAGUUUCACAUUAAUACUUAACAUACCAAAAGGGACCAAUAUUUUAGCUCUCUGAAGAACUCUAUUCCUGUUUAUAUAGUGAAUCUACAUAGCAAGCUUACCUGUUAAAGAGCAAUAUUUAAAAAUUUGAUUAUAACGCUGUUUUUCGUGUUUUUCAUUGCAAUAUAUAUUUUACUCCACUUCUGUGAGCAUUAAGCAUUUAUAGAAACGGCAUAUUAAGAAGUGGUGCCAAGACGUAUGUUUGCAUCAAAACUGCAGAACUAAAACCAUCUGUAAUGCUUCCUCCAAAAAUAUUUAAAUCUUUAUUUGUACAUUUUGGAAGUAAAAACAACCAGCUUACAAACCAAUGGAGUUUAUUUAUGGAAUAAAAUAUGAAUAUAAUAUUGAUCCAA